Messenger RNA from Chilo suppressalis (striped riceborer), 1058 nucleotides. Lineage: Eukaryota; Metazoa; Arthropoda; Insecta; Lepidoptera; Crambidae. The record is from the annotation of a GenBank genome assembly.
AUGAUCUCUAAAGGUUACUUUUUCAAUAAGACCUUUUCCGUUACCAAAUUCUUCACAUCUUACGAUGGUUAUUACCACGUUGUGAGUGUGUUCGGCUUAGAAAGUAUCAGAAUCACGUAUGCGUUGGUUUUUGCGUCGACAUGUUGGCGAAUCGAAAAGUUUAUUUCCUUUGUUAGUAAGGACGAUGUGAACGUGGUAGAGUGUCACUAUCUUUAUAAAUAUAUCACAGAUGUCACUGAGAAGGCGAAAGGCAAUUACGACGUUGUGAAGGAUUUGGGACAAUAUUUCCUAAUGGAUCUCAUAACUAUGACGAAGAAUUUCAUCAUUAUGUUAGCGCCCAUUUUCAAGGCAGGCUUGCUUACCUUUAAGGUUCAAAAACUGUUGCUUAUUCUCCGAGAUAAGCUGCUAUUAGCAAAAGAUGACAGUCAAAAAGUGGAUAUUAAAAGGUUCAUCAAUUACAUCGAAGUACGCCCGAUGAAGUUCGCCGUUUGGAGAGUGGUGCCUCUCGACUGGACCCUGCCCAUCGUCUUGAUAAACUUGUCCGUCACGUAUCUCAUCGUCAUGAUACAGUUCACGCACAAAUAUUGAAAACUGUAAAACAGUAUGAUACAGUUCACAUACAUAUUUUGAAAACUAUAGCACAGUAUGAUACAGUUUACGCACAAAUAUUGAAAAUUGUAACACAGACUGAUACUGUUUACGCUCAAAUAUUAAGGAUUUUUAAAGUUAACGACCGAUCUUUUUUUUAUCCUCAUUAUAUAGUUACGAUAAAAGACAUUAAUUUUCUCAAGAGAAUUUCCAAAAAGAUCCACUCCACUCCACAUACAGAGAAAAUACAAUGACAAAUAAUAACAAAAAAAAAUUAUAACAUCGACUAACGAUAUAAAAAUGUGGGUAGGUUAAAAAACAUAAUAGCAUGACGGUGCUUCUGCACAUGCGUAUACCGAAUACAUGUAAACAAACAGUUAAUUCACAAAUAUUUAAAAUAGAAAAAAUGUAUAUUUAACUCCUUAGUUUAACAAUAGCUUUAGAUAUGGAUUAAAAUAUUUUAAAAGUGU